Durusdinium trenchii is the source of this 225-nucleotide messenger RNA. The record is from the annotation of a GenBank genome assembly. Lineage: Eukaryota; Dinophyceae; Suessiales; Symbiodiniaceae.
AUGCCACUGGAGCCUCUUUGGGAUAUCAUCCUGCCGUUGAUGGGCCUCGCAGUUGGCACCAGUUUGGGUGCUUUUGGGAUGCAACUGACAUUGGGCCUGACCUUUGUGCAGCCUUUGUUGCUGCUGCUUCUUCCAUCCUUCCUGUCAGUGUUGGAACAUUUUCACGAGCGGCUCUUGGCUUGGCACCUUGCUCAAAGAGUUUUGAAGAUCGCGAUGAAUUCCUAG